CAGCGUGGUCAGGUGAUCCGACUCGGAGCAGCUGUGCAGCUUCUCCUUCGCUCACCGGGAGACAACGGAGAGGCACCGGCGGCGAGCGCACGMUUUUACGAGACGCUUAAAGCCUUGGUGAGGGGAAGAAAAGUUUCCGUCAGCUGCACUGGUUUUUAAGGACACGACAUGGGGGACCGGAUGGCUUUACUGCUGCUGGUUGUAGCGGCUUCGGCUCUGGAGGUUCCUACUGAUGUUUCCAUGGGUCUGCUGGCUGAGCCGCAGGUGGCCAUGUUUUGCGGUAAACUCAACAUGCACAUCAACGUGCAGAGCGGCAAGUGGGAGCCUGACCCCUCGGGCACCAAGAGCUGCAUCGGUACCAAAGAGGGCAUCCUGCAGUACUGCCAGGAGGUGUAUCCAGAGCUCCAGAUUACUAAUGUGGUGGAAGCCAAUCAGCCUGUCAGCAUCCAGAGCUGGUGCAAAAAGGGGCGCAAGCAGUGUCGCAGUCACAUGCACAUAGUGGUGCCCUACCGCUGCCUGGUGGGAGAAUUUGUGAGUGAUGCCCUGCUUGUUCCUGACAAGUGCAAGUUCCUCCACCAGGAGCGCAUGGACCAAUGUGAGAGCCACCUGCACUGGCACACUGUAGCCAAAGAGUCUUGCGGAGACCGCACCAUGAAUCUCCACGACUACGGGAUGCUGCUGCCUUGCGGCAUCGACCGUUUCAGAGGAGUGGAGUUCGUGUGCUGCCCCACUGAGGCGGAACGCGACGCCGACAGCGCGGAGCAGGACACCGAUGACUCUGACGUCUGGUGGGGCGGAGCGGAGGCAGACUACUCCGAAAACAGCAUGGUGCGGGAGCCGGAGCCAGUCGUGCAGCAAGAAGAAGCCAAGCCAUCUGCGGUAGUGGAGGACGAGGAGGUGCCUGAGGAAGAUGAGGGAGGCGACGAYGAAGAGGAGGAGAACGAGGAGGUGCUGGACAACGACCAGGACGGGGACGGGCAAGAGGACGAAGAGGCGGAUGAAGACGAGGAGGAGGAGGACGACGACGCAGUUGACAUCGAUACGCUUGAUGACGGCGACGACGAGCUCACCACCAACGUGGCCAUGACGACAACCACAACCACCACCACAGAGUCUGUGGAGGAAGUGGUCAAGGAUGUGUGCUGGGCCGACGCAGAGACCGGUCCGUGUCGGGCCAUGCUGCCCCGCUGGUACUUUGACCGACAGGAGGGUCGCUGUGUUCGRUUCAUCUACGGCGGCUGCGGAGGCAACAGGAAUAACUUUGAGUCGGAGGAGUACUGCCUGGCUGUCUGCCGCAGCGUCAUGCCCACAGCCAUGCCCAGCUCGUCCGAUGGAGUGGAUCACUACCUGGAGACGCCUGCUGAUGAAAAUGAACACGCUCACUUCCAGAAAGCUAAGGAGAGCCUGGAAGCCAAACACCGCGAGAGAAUGUCCCAGGUGAUGAAGGAGUGGGAAGAAGCAGAGAGGGAAGCCAAAAAUCUUCCACGUGCCGACAAAAAGGCAGUUAUUCAGCGUUUCCAGGAGAAGGUGGAGGCGCUGGAGCAGGAGGCAGCCAGCGAACGCCAGCAGCUGGUGGAGACCCACAUGGCCCGGGUGGAGGCUCUGCUCAACGACCGCCGCCGCCUGGCUUUGGAGAGCUACUUGACCUCUCUGCAGCAGGACCCACCCAGGCCCCAUCACGUCUUCAGCCUGCUGAAGAAGUACGUCCGUGCUGAGCAGAAGGACCGGCAGCACACACUCAAACACUUUGAGCACGUUCGCAUGGUGGAUCCCAAGAAGGCGGCCCAGAUUAGACCUCAGGUGCUCACCCAUCUGCGUGUCAUCGAGGAGCGCAUGAACCAGUCUCUGGGACUCCUCUACAAAGUGCCAGGUGUAGCCGAUGACAUCCAGGACCAAGUUGAGCUCCUGCAGCGAGAGCAGGCAGAGAUGGCCCAGCAAUUGGCCAACCUGCAGUCAGACGUGAGGGUGAGCUACGGGAACGACGCCCUGAUGCCCGACCAGGAGCUGGGGGACGGUCUGACCGACUUCCUGCCCCAGGAGGACACGCUGGGAGGAGUGGGCUUCAUCCACCCUGAGAGCUUCAACCAGGUUGAGCUGAUGGACACUCGUCCCAAUCUUGACAGAGGAGUUCCCACACGGCCAGUGACUGGAAUGAAGAUGGAGGCAAUUCCUGAGCUGCGGAUGGAGACGGAGGACAGGCAGAGCACAGAGUAUGAAGUUCACCACCAGAAACUGGUCUUCUUCGCAGAGGAUGUCGGCUCUAACAAGGGGGCCAUCAUCGGCCUGAUGGUCGGAGGCGUCGUCAUAGCAACGGUGAUCGUCAUCACCCUGGUGAUGCUGAGGAAGAAGCAGUACACCUCCAUCCACCACGGAGUCAUUGAGGUGGACGCUGCUGUCACCCCUGAGGAGCGCCACCUGUCCAAGAUGCAGCAGAACGGUUAUGAGAACCCCACCUACAAGUUCUUUGAGCAGAUGAACUGAGGAGAAUAUCACAUGAAGGCACCAUCACCUCCCACCUCAUCCCUCCCUCCACAUCAAACACACCUCCCUCCUCCCUCCCUCCCUCCCUCCCUUCAAUCAGCUCCAUGUCUCCAGGAGGCAGCCCAGCUUAGAGACCAGGAGUGACAGAAAUAGUGACUGUAGUCAGGGUUUCUCUUUUCUUCUUUCUUUCUGUCKUUGUUGGCCGGGCUAAACCCACGCCUGUUUCUUCACUUAAUUAGAGCAGAGAAAUGAGAUUUUACGAUGUUGCUCUGUCUGGGCCUGCUGAUGUACAGAGAAGAGGCUCCUCCGCUCGCCCCGGGGGUGUCGGAACAAAACCGCCACACUGAUUCAGGGACGGUGUUCUGCUGGGUUCUCUUUUAUGGCCUUGGGGUGGCUGUAGGUGUGUGUUUAUUUAUGGGUGAACCUGACCUCUGAUCAGUCAUGAGCACACRCUGAUCUGGGCCUCAUUUAAUUACAAAAAACAUUUCAAAUCCUGAAACAUUUAAAUGUUAAACACGAUUAAUUUGAAACGAGACUUGUCCACCUGCUGCGUUUCACCCUACAGUCUACACUGGAGUAAAAGUGAGCCUCCUCCUCCUCCUCCUCCUCCUCCAUCACCCCUCCUCCUCAUCAUUUUGUUUGUCAUACAACAGCUGGGCUGGGUUAGGUCACACAAGGCUCUUAAGGAUAUCAGGAGACAAUGUUAAAAAUAAAAAGUUUAUCAUUUCCACUUUUUGUUUUUUCAAAAAAAAAUAAAAAAAGAAAAGAAAAACGAUGUAAAGUCAUGUUUUUUUUAUUGCGUGUAAUGUUGCUGAAGUCCUAGCUGUUCCUCUGUAGUGUGCAUGACAACAAUGACAACUGGAUUUAAAGAAAAAAAGUCAUCCGAGCUCCUUUUACCUCGUGUAGAUUGUCAUUCUUGCAAGAUUGUACAUUUUGGCAUCCUCUUGUUGCUCACAUGACUCCAGAUCUAAAUCUAGACCAACAGGCCCUGCUUUGAGAUCAUGUAAAGAAACACUUUUGUUUURAUUUUAAACGUACCACUUUACUGAAGCUGCAUGAUGGUGGGGCUGGCUUCAUCUUUAUUAUUAUUAUUAUUAUUUGUUGUUGUUGUAUAUUUUUAUUCAGCAGAUGCUGAAAAUGUUUUCCGGGAAGAUUUAGGCUUUGUUGUUUGGAUGCAGGUUAAACUAUUCAAGAUGAAUAAAUCUGCAUGUCUUUGUCGUCAUUUAUCUGUUUAUGAGCUGUCUCUUUCCUAGUUCAGUCGCMUUUUUUUCUUUCUUUCUGUGGAUCAGAUGGGUUGAGUGCUGAGAUGUGUGGAGGAAGAGGAGGAAGGAGAGGAAAUGACUUGCAGUUCCGGAUGGAUAGCCAGCCAGGCAGGCAGUCUAUGUAUAUAUAAUGGAUUUUCACCACCCCCUCUCCUCGUCCUCCCCCUCCUCCUUCAUCUUUUCUUUUUCUUCAGGCGUGCUGCUCACCUCUCUGCACGCUCCUCAGAGAGGCAGGGGUGUAGAURUAUAGGUGACGUUUACCAUCAAAAGCUUGAGAGCGAUCCGGCAUUGUUCCUCCUCCGUCACCGUCAGCACACUCCAUGUAAAGAAUGGCAGCGAGUGUUCUCACACUGUUAAUAAGGUGUCUAACGGUGAAAUCUGUCUUGUAAUGGUGAGUGAAGGCUUCGUUUUUGGGCUGCAGCAGCAAGGUGAGGGAGUUGUUUUGUUUUUCUCUCAGAGGGUGCUUAGAAGCCCAGCAGAGGGCAGUAGAGUAGAAGAGAAAGCUGGAUUUUAUUUUUAUUUUCCUGUGGGCUGUAUAUUGUUUUCUUUUUUCUUUUUUUUUUCCUCCACUGUGUAAUAUUGUGCAGGCCAUUUGCAUUGACUGAGAAAACGCUUUCUACACUGUAUUCCAUAUUAAAGUUUUGAAUGUACAUACCAAA
This is a messenger RNA of Austrofundulus limnaeus, 4402 nucleotides long. RefSeq names its product amyloid beta (A4) precursor protein a (gene appa). Gene Ontology annotation, molecular function: transition metal ion binding; heparin binding; serine-type endopeptidase inhibitor activity. Gene Ontology annotation, biological process: axonogenesis; central nervous system development. The transcript is spliced from 17 exons. The record is from RefSeq and is a predicted model, not a curated record. Gene Ontology annotation, cellular component: cell surface; early endosome; Golgi apparatus. Bases 169 to 2481 code for a protein of 770 amino acids. Lineage: Eukaryota; Metazoa; Chordata; Actinopteri; Cyprinodontiformes; Rivulidae.